UCCAACCAUAAAAAAUCAACCAUUUCACAAUAAUAAAUCACCGGAUAUGUCACGAUACGAAGAUAAUUCAUCAAUGACGGAUUUAAAAUUACAACAACCUUCCGGUGAAGAUGGAAAAUCUUAUAGAGAUAUCGUUUAUAAUAGAAUUUUGAGGUCUCGUAAAACUGGUGUACCAACUGUUGUUCUCUCUAAUGAACUUAUUGAAGCAUUUGUCCAGGAUUACGAUACACUUUUGACUAAUUGUCGAGAAUUAGAAUCAAGUCACCGAAUAGACGUUGAAAAACUUCAAGAAUAUAUUCAAAUUACCGAUCAAGUGAUUGAACUUAACGAACAAACUUUGAAAGAGCUUGAACAACGACAUCAAAAAAUUAGUUCAGCGCUUCAUGAUCAACGAAUGAAAGAAAUCGAACAUAAACAAGAAAUGGUUGAUUUGAUGUACAGAGAUCUUGUUCAAAAAGAAUCGGCUAAGGAUAAAAAUAUGACCGAUGAUGAACCGAAUGAUUUGAUAAUUUGGGAUGAACAUAAGGAAAAAGGGGAUGGGGGAUGGGAUAAAAAAUCAGAUGAACACGAUGCCAUCGAUGCAAUCGAUGCAAUGAUUGUUUUUACUGUCAGUUUUAUGAUUCCUCCGUGUUGGAUAAAAAAUGAAAAUACGAUAUAUC
Messenger RNA from Racocetra persica, 659 nucleotides. Lineage: Eukaryota; Fungi; Glomeromycota; Glomeromycetes; Diversisporales; Gigasporaceae. The record is from the annotation of a GenBank genome assembly.